Limanda limanda (common dab) is the source of this 850-nucleotide messenger RNA. It is a transcript of the gene foxl3, whose product is annotated as forkhead box L3. The coding region runs from base 101 to 850 and encodes 249 amino acids. Gene Ontology annotation, molecular function: RNA polymerase II cis-regulatory region sequence-specific DNA binding; DNA-binding transcription factor activity, RNA polymerase II-specific. The transcript has 3 exons. Gene Ontology annotation, biological process: anatomical structure morphogenesis; regulation of transcription by RNA polymerase II; cell differentiation. The record is from RefSeq and is a predicted model, not a curated record. NCBI's taxonomy places the organism in Eukaryota, Metazoa, Chordata, Actinopteri, Pleuronectiformes, Pleuronectidae.
GCUGAGCAGAGCAGCAGGAGAGAGGUGUUGCUGCUGGGCUCAGGCCGGGACAGUCAGAGGAGCCACAGCAGCCGAGUUCACACGUCCUCCCAGUGGAGAAAUGUUUGAUAACGCUCACUACCCCUUCAACUGCUUCAACUACGAUGGGGACGGAUACCCUUCAUCCAGCACGGACGAGGACAAGAAGAUGUGCAGACCUGCAUACAGCUACAUCGCUCUGAUCGCCAUGGCGAUCCAGCAGAGCCCCGAGCAGCGUGUCACUCUGUCGGGAAUCUACGAGUUCAUCAUGAAGAGGUUUCCGUACUAUCGCUCCAACCAGAGAGCCUGGCAGAACUCCAUCAGACACAACCUGUCUCUCAACAGCUGCUUCAUCAAGGUUCCCCGGACAGAGGGCAAUGAGAAGGGGAAGGGGAACUACUGGACUUUUGCCACUGGCUGUGAAUCCAUGCUCGACCUCUUUGAAAAUGGUAACUUUCGGCGUCGCCGGCGCCGGAGGAACAUGAAAAUCGGCCUCCGUGAUUCUGGAGAAACCCCUUUCCACCCUCUGGAAAGCCACAACAAUCGACACGUAGCCGCAGCCCGGCACCCAGAAUCUGACUCCACCCUCUGCCCUUUGAACCCUGACAGGCCGAGGCCGGGUCCACAGCAGAACCCCCUCGUCCCAAACCCCCCCCAGCAGGGGAAACCCGAGUCGGAGAUCAAGUUUAGCAUUGACUACAUCCUAUCCACUCCAGAUCCACCCCUACCCGGGUUCAGAUCCUCCCACGGCCCCGUGCACAUAGGGCCCACAGGGCCGCCAUUACAUGUUCUGGAGUCCCAGCAAAUGAACCUGCACUUCUGGACUCUGUGA